Molecule: messenger RNA, 609 nt
Organism: Tachysurus fulvidraco (yellow catfish)
Lineage: Eukaryota; Metazoa; Chordata; Actinopteri; Siluriformes; Bagridae
Exons: 8
Coding region: 97-594 (165 amino acids)
Source: RefSeq, a predicted model, not a curated record
AGGCAGUCUAUGAGGAGAUCAACCACAGAUACAUGGCUAGAAGAAGCUUCACACAAAGAGUUGAUGGAUGUCAAGAAAAAUUAGUCCCAGUAAACCAUGAUGGUCACUGGGUGUCCUGAUAAAUACUUCAAUGUGGUUCAUGAAGGAAGUCUCCUCUCUGAAGAACAGCAUUCUGGGUAUGAGCAUGUGGAUGAUGAGCUUCUCUCAGUAAAGUCUGGGAUCAAAGAAAAGGCUGAGUAUUAUGAUGAUGUCAUGGACACCAGUGACAUCAUAAGUGAUCCAGGAAGAGUCGACCCACCAGAGGACUACGAUGAUGCCGUCACUGCUGGACCCAUCCCUGAUAACGUGGAUGAGGAUGAAGCUGAGAAUUAUGAUGACGCCAUUACAGCUGAUCAGAAGUCAGUUAUACUGACAGAGGACGUGUCCGAGAACUAUGAAGAUGCAGUUACCACUGAAACAAACACAAACAUCAUCACAGACAAUCCAGAAGAUUAUGAUGAUGUCAUCACUGAGGAACAGGAUGUAGGAGAGACAGAAGGUGAGCGACUUCCUGUUUAUUCUCUAAUGUACGUAAAUUCACAGGCAACAGAGUAAAAGAUUAAAUUAUAU